AUGCUUGAGGCUAUAAAUUCUCCAGUGGUAUCCUUAAAGUCCGUCUUGCGUCCUAGCAUACCAGUACCAGGCUUAGUAAUCUGUGGAAAAACAUUAAACAGUACUGUCCAAUGUUUUAAAAGUGAAUUUAAUUCUGCUGAUGAUGAUUAUUCUCAAGGCAAAAGUUGUAAUGAAUAUAUAUCAGAUAAACCAAUUAAUGCGUCAAUUUUUGUUAAUAUUCGUGGAUACUAUGAGCUUGAUCAACAACACUGUCAUAUCUUAAACUCUUCACGACCAUUUAAUAAGUCUUACGGCGAAAGUCCUCUCGUAUUUGACAAUUCUACCCAAAAAAUUGUCAUUGCAUUAUGGUCAUAUGAAAAUGCUAACAACACUGUAUUGAACACGACUGCUGAUCGUUGGUUUGAAUAUGGAACAUUUACUGAACUUGAUGAUUAUAAGUAUACUAAAUUCCAAAUCGUUAAAAUGCCUUCUAUAUCAUAUUUAUAUUUUAAAAGAAUGGAAAAGUAUGGUACCGACACAAUCAGUGCUUUAACUGGGGGUGGAACUGGACAAGCAAUUCAAAAGUCUGUAAAGCUUGAUGAAACAUUUACAAGUUUUGCAAUAGCAGGAUUUGGAGUUAGCAGCGAUCUUUGGGAAGUUUUUAGAAUUAUACCUUCAGAAUUUGUUAGUAAUUUAAAGACAAAUUCUCAAGAAUAUUUGGUACAACUUUGGUAUGAUCGAAUAGAAUUUACACUUUUUCAACUUACUGCCAAUAUGGGAGGUUUCCUAAGUGUCCUUAGUUUUACUUAUUUAAUUUUAUUUGGGUCAAGAAAAAUAAAUCCCUGGGGUGUUAUUCAACGUCAU
Molecule: messenger RNA, 843 nt
Organism: Scutellospora calospora
Lineage: Eukaryota; Fungi; Glomeromycota; Glomeromycetes; Diversisporales; Gigasporaceae
Source: the annotation of a GenBank genome assembly